CGUGGCCUCGCGCUGGGCGGGGAGAGGCGGUGGCUCUGGGCGUCCCGCCCCGAACCUGUCAGACCCGGGUAGCCUGCCUCCAGCUGCGGGCGCGGCGGGCGCGAUAAGCGCGAGCACGACCCGGCUCUCCCCCGGCCCCGAGUGGAGAAGCGCGAGCGGGCCUCGCCUAGCCGGCCGGGGGCGGGGAAAUGAGCUGUAGCCCCGCGGCAGCGCCCCAGGAUGGGGAGGGACGCGCGGCACUGCCGUCGAGAACUGGCACUCCGGUGAAGUAGGCGCCGCCGGCCGUCCGCCUCCCGCCAGCCGUUCUGCGCCGCGGCCGCUCAGCCUCUGCCAUGGCCGGCUCUGGCGCGUGGAAGCGCCUCAAAUCUCUGCUGAGGAAGGAUGACGCGCCGCUGUUUUUAAAUGACACCAGCGCCUUUGACUUCUCGGAUGAGGCGGGGGACGAGGGGCUUUCUCGGUUCAACAAACUUCGAGUUGUGGUGGCCGAUGAUGGUUCCGAAGCCCCGGAAAGGCCUGUUAACGGGGCGCACCGGACCCUCCAGGCCGACGAUGAUUCCUUACUGGACCAGGACCUACCUUUGACCAACAGUCAGCUGAGUUUGAAGGUGGACUCCUGUGACAACUGCAGCAAACAGAGAGAGAUACUGAAGCAGAGAAAGGUGAAAACCAGGUUGACCAUUGCUGCGGUUCUUUACUUGCUUUUCAUGAUUGGAGAACUUGUAGGUGGAUACAUUGCAAAUAGCCUAGCAAUCAUGACAGAUGCACUUCAUAUGUUAACUGACCUAAGCGCCAUCAUACUCACCCUGCUUGCUUUGUGGCUAUCAUCAAAAUCACCAACUAAAAGAUUCACCUUUGGAUUUCAUCGCUUAGAGGUUUUGUCAGCUAUGAUUAGUGUGCUGUUGGUGUAUAUACUUAUGGGAUUCCUCCUAUAUGAAGCUGUGCAAAGAACUAUCCAUAUGAACUAUGAAAUAAAUGGAGAUAUAAUGCUCAUCACCGCAGCUGUUGGAGUUGCAGUUAAUGUAAUAAUGGGGUUUCUGUUGAACCAGUCUGGUCACCAUCACUCCCAUUCCCACUCCCGGCCUUCAAAUCCUCCUGCCAUAGGUUCUGGGUAUGAACGCAACCAUGGGCAGGAUAGCCUGGCAGUGAGAGCUGCAUUUGUACAUGCUUUGGGGGAUUUGGUACAGAGUGUUGGUGUGCUAAUAGCUGCAUACAUCAUACGAUUUAAGCCAGAAUACAAGAUUGCUGAUCCCAUCUGUACAUAUGUAUUUUCAUUACUUGUGGCUUUUACAACAUUUCGAAUCAUAUGGGAUACAGUAGUUAUAAUACUAGAAGGUGUGCCAAGCCAUUUGAAUGUAGACUAUAUCAAAGAAGCCUUGAUGAAAAUAGAAGAUGUAUAUUCAGUAGAAGAUUUAAAUAUCUGGUCUCUCACUUCAGGAAAAUCUACUGCCAUAGUUCACAUACAGCUAAUUCCUGGAAGUUCAUCUAAAUGGGAAGAAGUACAAUCCAAAGCAAACCAUUUAUUAUUGAACACAUUUGGCAUGUAUAGAUGUACUAUUCAGCUUCAGAGUUACAGGCAAGAAGUGGACAGAACUUGUGCGAAUUGUCAGAGUUCUAGUCCCUAACUAUAUAUAUUUUGGGGACUCCUGCCUUAUUUAUCCUGCAGUCACAGACUUAAGAGCAAUAAACGCAAACCUAAAUGAGAACAUGGAAUCCCUGACAGCUGUGUCCAUAUCAAGCAAAAGUCUCUCAAUUACAGUCACCCCAGCCUGACAGUGCUAGUCUCUGUUUCAUGGGAAAAUGAGACUUUGCCAUAAUUUUCAGAUGAAGAGGUUUCCCAAACACUGUUUACAGAAUGAGACGUGACUCUACACAUACCUCAUAGAAGACAAUCCAAGAUUAUACUUCAUUUGACAGAGUACAUGUCUUAAAGGAAGCAUCAAGAAUUCAUUAUUUUCAUUUAAAAAUACUUUUUGAGGGCCAGGUGCUGUGGCUCACGCUUGUAAUCCCAGCACUGUGGGAGGCCGAGGCAGGUGGAUCACGAGGUCAGGAGUUCAAGACUAGCCUGGCCAACACAGUGAAACCCCGUCUCUACUAAAAAUACAAAAAAAAUUAGCUGGGUUUGGUGGCUACUUGGGAGGCUGAGGCAGGAGAAUCACUUGAACCCAGGAGGUGGAGGUUGCAGUGAGCCAAGAUCAAACCACUGCACUCUAGCCUGGCGACAGAGCCAGACUCCAUCUCAAAAAAAAAAAACAACUUUGUAAGGCUAUUUUAUAUUAAGCCAGUGCUGGAAAACUGAAUUUUUUAAAUUAUAUAUAAUAAUCUUGACACCCAGCUUCUGGAAUUGCUGCUUUCUUUUUACAGAAAUUACUACCCAACAGAUUUCAGAAAUUACUAGUAGUUAUCCUGAAAGUGGAAUAAGCAUGUAUUCCUAAGUGUUUCAGAAAUUUUUUUUCAUGAAUAAGUCUUAAUGAUACUGUUAUGGUUAUACUUUAUAAACAGCCUUUUGCAGAUGCUACAGGGUUUUGAAUCUCAAAGUUAACAUUUUUGAUUAUUUGUAAUCUUAGAACCAAAUCUUUACAUAUUGUGGUCACUGUCAUUAAAUGAUUUAGGAAACACUUUCAGUAUUCUGAAUGGCUAAUGUUAGUCUUAAACUCAAAUUACUACUUGAUGAUUUAAAAUGAGAUAAAGGAACGAGGAUGGGGGUUGGAGUUUCAGGUUUAUGUCUUCCCGACAUCACUUUCAUCAUUCAUGGAAUUGUCUUAAAAAAGCAAGAGAUUGCAAAAUGUAAACAAUAAUCUUCUGUCCCUUUAAGAACUGCCAACAGUUGGUACAAAAAGCGUCGUACGUUGGUUCCUGCCUCCACACCAAGUCAUCUGUGUAGAGGGUUCAGUUUAUAAUUCCCACCUUUCACAUAUAGUAACAACAUUACUCCAGAGAGAAUUUUAUGUUUUAUGAUAUGGGUUAUGUUUUUUUUUUCCUCAUCCGUAAGAGGGGAAGAGGGUUAUGUUUUAUGAUACAUUUGAUGUUUUAUGAUAUGGAUUAGGGAUUCUCUAUGGACUCCAGAAAUCCUAAAAUUCAAUUUUGAGGGUUUCCAAUAAUACCAUAGCAGAAAUGCCCAAGGGGUUGGGGAGGAUAUUACUUUGAGAAAACAGAAAUGUAAUUUUGACCUUAUGUAUGUGUGUGGUUUUGUUUUCGUUUUUGAGACAGUCUCACUCUGUCAUCCAAGCUGGAGUGCAGUGGCGUGACCUCUGCUCACUGCAACCUCUGCCUCCUGGGUUCAAGUGAUUCUUCUGCCUCAGCCUCCCAACUAGCUGGGACUACAGGUAUGUGCCACCACCCCAGCUCAUUUUUUUGUAUUUUUAGUAGAGAUGGGAUUUUGCCAUGUUGGCCUGUCUGGUCUUGAACUUCUGUCUUCAGGUGAUCCACCCACCUUCCAAAGUGCUGGGAUUACAGCAUGAGCCACCACACCUGGCCUGUAUGUGUUUAAUUUUAAAGCAAAGCACUAGAUAUGGAUGGACAUUAAAUCUGUGUUGCAGGGAAACUAAACAUAGAGGUUUCCAAACUGAAUGCAAACUUAUUUGUAAAUACCUCUGUUAAAGAGGCAGCUUGACAGGUCAUGUUUCAUUUCACAGCCAUUGCUUUUAAGAUUACCUUUUAUGCACAUUUGGAGUCCCUUUUCUACGUGACAGUUUCUUAUACCAAGAAUGGAUAUGGUUCUUAGGCUCCUCUAAGAAUCAGAGUAGAGUAACAAUGUACCAGGCAAAUUGUGAGUUGAAAUUCUAGAUAGGCAUGCCAAUGACUUAUAAUAUAAAUGAAGAAUAGGAGACAUUUCAUCUUCUUACCAAGUACCUUACUAUAAGUAAACCUAACAUAAGAAACCCCAAAUUUACUAUAAGAUUGUUGGGAGUUAAUUGUGUCAAUAAAAGGAUUGAUGGUCCCACUAAUGAAACCCAGUAGGCAUUUGUUGAAUUGAACUGAAAAUUUUUGUGGCCAGACACAGUGGAUCAUGCCUCUAAUCCCAGCAUUUGGAGAGGCCAAGCUGGGAGGCCAAGAGUUCAAGACCAGUCUGGCAACAUGGGGAGACCCUGUCUCUACAAAAAUAUAAAAAUUAACCAGGCCUGGUGGUGCACACCAGUAGUAUCAGCUACUUGUAAGGCUGUGGCAGAAGUGCUUAAGCCUAGGAGGUUGAGGCUGCAGUGAGCUGUGUCCACACCAUUGCACUCCAGCCUGAGCAACAAAAUGAGACCCUGUCUCAAACAAAAAAAAGGAAAAGAAAAUUUACAUGAUGGGAUUCCUAUUGUGAAGUCAUUUAAAAUAAUGACUUGAAUUUCUCAAAAAUUUCAGGAACAUAUAAACUAUUUAAAUCAAAAUGUUGUUACAUAUAGAAAGCAAGUUAGAAUAAAUGAGACAUAUUUAUGGACUUUGAGUAUCUGGCAAUUAAAAAGGAAAAAAAAUUCAUCAUACCCUAAUCAUUUUUCAUAUCUAUUGAGCUUGUUUCUUUUAAACGUUUCUUUAUCUUUUUUUUUUUUUUUUGGAUUUCCUAUAUUGUUUUCUUUUUUUUUUUUUAAUUGCAUUUUAGGUUUUGGGGUACAUGUGCAGAGCAUGCAAUACAGUUGCAUAGGUACACACAGGGCAGUGUGUUUUGUUUGCUUUCUCCCCUUCACCCACAUUUGGUAUUUCUCCCCUGGCAAUCCCUCCCCACCUCCCCCUCCCACUGGCCCUCCCCUUUUCCCCCUAUAGACCCCAGUGUUUAGUACUCCCCUCUCUGUGUCCAUGUGUUCUCAUUUUUCAUCACCCGCCUAUGAGUGAGAAUAUGCGGUGUUUCAUUUUCUGUUAUCUUAUGGAGAGGUAUCUGGCUUUUCAUAUCAACCUGUUCCUUAAAAAUGUAUUUGAUAAGCCAGGUGUGGUUGUUCACACCUGUAAUCCUAGCACCUUGGGAGGCUGAGGCGAUGCCUGAGGUCAGGAGUUCGAGACUAGCCUGACCAACAUAGUGAAACCCCGUCUCCACUAAAAAUACAAAAAAUUAGCUUGGAGUGGUGACAGGCACCUGUAAUCCCAGCUACGGGGGAGGCUGAGGCAGGAGAAUCACUUGAAUCUGGGAGGCGGAGUUUGCAGUGAGCCGAGAUCGAGUCAUUGCACUCCAGCCUGGGCAACAAGAGUGAGAAUCAGUCUUAAGAAAGAAAAAAAAUUGUGUUUGAUAAAACAAGCUAAAAUUAAUUGGCAGAUUGAAUUUUUUUCUUUUAAGAUGGUGUCUCACUGUCACCCAGGCUGGAAUGCAGUGGCACAAUUUCGGUUCACUGCAGCCUCCGUCUCCCAGGUUCAAGUGGUCCUCCCAUCUCAGCCUCCCAAGUAGCUGGGACCACAGACAUGCACCAGCAAACACCCGGCUAAUUUUUUGUAUUUUUGGUAGACACAGGGUUUCGCUAUGUUGCCCAGGCUGGUCUUAAACUCCUGAGCUCAAGUGAUCUGCCUGCCUCAGCCUCCCAAAAUGCUGGGAUUACAGGCAUGAACCACUGCACCCAGCCAAAAAAAUCCUUUUGUAAAAUACAGAAACACUGAAAACUUUUGUAAAUCUUUUUUUCUUUCUUUCUUUCUUUUUUUUUUUUUUUUAAUGAGAUUGGAUCUUCCUAUGUUGCCCAGGCUGGUCUUGAACUCCUGGGCUCAAGAAAUCCUCCCACCUAGGCCUCCCAAAGUGCUGGGAUUAUAGGUGUGAGCCACCCCACCUGGCCAUGAAAACUUUUGUUAAUCUUAACUGUUGUGUUCUGCUUAAAGUGAGGUACACAUAAAGUUUCCUGUGCUUUUUUUUGUAGCAAGAACUACAUAUUUUGUAUCUGUACCUUACUGAGUCUAUGAGAUUUGAGAAUUGAUAGAUUUCACUUUUUAUAACUUAACAAAACCAACAGAAAAGGACGUUAACUUAGCAGAAAAGGACCACGGACUAAACGACUUUUGACAGAGUGUUUGGUCUGUCCUUCACUUGUUGAGCCACAGCCAUGCGUUACACUUCUCAGCUGAGCUAUCGAAGAGCUCGAUGCCCUGUGAAAAGCAGUGGCUGUCUCACAACAAAGUGGAGACAAUCUAGUAAAAAAAAAAAGAAAGAAAGAAAAGCAGUGGCUGAGUUGGAUGAACACAGCAUUGUUAAUUUUGCCCUGGGAAAACAGAUUAUGACAGGACCACAGACGACCACAACAUAAAAACUUGGCAGUAUUUUGGUGUGAUAUAUUUAAAUUAAUAUUUACAAAUAACAUACAUAAACCUGUGUUUCACAACUGUGGCCAGAUGCAGCCUUUUGACCUGUUUCAGGAAAAGACCUAUUAUUCCACUAACAGUUAUGCUGCCUUAGAAACAUAAUGGGAACUGGAAGCUAUUGUAAUUCCUGCAUACAUUUCCAUUAGCUAUGCCUUAUGUAAUGUGAGUGCAGAUUUUUCACAACUUAGAGUUCCCAUCAGUGUUUUUACCACUGACAUCACUGGGUUUCUCAUUUUACUGUUUUCUUCUCAACUUUGGGUGCUUUAUUUCCAUUCUCUAAAACUGAGUUUCUUGCUCUUAGGAGACUUAGUGUUCCUCUUGAACCCAGGUGUUCCACCUGACAGUGUUUGUCUUUGGUAGACUUUCAGAAUAGACAUAGUCAAGAUCAGACAUGUGAGCUUCUCUCUCAUUUUAAUGUGAGGAAAAUCAUCUUUCAGAGACAAGGCACCAGUUAGAAAUGUAUUUCCAGGUAGGAAAGAACCUUUUUAAAAUGGCUGGUUGUUCCCGAUUCAGAUUUCUCUGCACACUGGACUGCAGUAGAGUAAGUGUGGUAGACAGACACGACGCUGCACAACCACCAGUAAACAUCAUUGCUAAGAACACUCUGGGUCAUGUUUCUCAAACAGCCACUCUCACAGCUUUUGUAACCUUAAUCAUUUGAUUCUGAAGCACAGUUAGCUAAAUUUAUUUUCCUUUUAUGCAUUUAUGUUAAUUAGUUCAACAUAAUGUAUUCUUACAGAACAUGAGCCCCUUUGAAAUGAGUUUUUUAGGAAAAUUUUGCUGUUGGCUCUGAAUUGUAUAUAGCAAAUUUAAAGUUAGAGUGUUUCCUAGAUACAAGAUUAGUUCAUUUGGUUCAGUUUGUCUUUGAACCAGGCCAAGCUCAUGAGCCAGUUGGGUAUUAGUCAUAAAUGAACAGUCACACAUCACUAUAUGCUAUGUUGAGCGGGGAGGCAAGUCUGAUCUCUAAAUAAUUUAUGAAGCUUAAUAGCUCUGUAGCCAAAAUACCUUUGCAAACCCUAACUCCAGAUAUGUCAUGUGAAUCUUGACAGCCAGGGCUUAAGAUUUGUUUUACUGAUUGCCAGUCAGGUAUAUUAUUUGUGAUGUUCAUGGGAGCACUCAAAGUAGAAGACAGUGUUGUGGGAGUUCCUCAGUAGUGAAUUAUAUGUGUGUACUCGGGCCAGCCAGUGAUUCAGUUCUCACUUAUAAAGGGUUUAACCUGCUCUUCUAAUCAUUGAGGACCAAUUUGAUUUUUUAUAAAAUUGGAAAACAUUUAUGGAGACUUCCCCAAUUAAAUCUAUGACAGUGUCCAUUUAAAUAGUGCAAUUUAGUAUAUUCUGAAAUAACUGCAACACAAAAUUGAAAUGUGCCAGUAUGUCAUCUUUCUGCCUGGAAGAUACUGUAUAUUUGGAAAGUUCAUGCUUCUCUAAAUAAAUACAUGUUAUUAAAUACGCCAUAUCACAGCUAAAAAAACUGUAUAUACUUUAUAAUAUGUCCUUUUAGAAACCAAGUAUUUUGCAUAUGGUUGAUUUUAGAAAGAUUUUGAAGCUGGGGUGUAUCCAUGUUAAUUAAGAUCAAAGUAUAAAUAUAAAUAUAUAUAUGUACUGUAUUUGCAACUUUCAAAUUGUAAUUUCCUAUACAUUUAUUAAAGUGUUGUUUUGCCAUGUGGUUUAUUAAAUAAAAAUGUACAGUCCCUUAAA
Callithrix jacchus (white-tufted-ear marmoset) is the source of this 7946-nucleotide messenger RNA. RefSeq names its product solute carrier family 30 member 4 (gene SLC30A4). Gene Ontology annotation, cellular component: plasma membrane. Gene Ontology annotation, molecular function: zinc ion transmembrane transporter activity. The record is from RefSeq and is a predicted model, not a curated record. NCBI's taxonomy places the organism in Eukaryota, Metazoa, Chordata, Mammalia, Primates, Cebidae. Gene Ontology annotation, biological process: zinc ion transmembrane transport; response to zinc ion.